Hordeum vulgare subsp. vulgare (domesticated barley) is the source of this 2063-nucleotide messenger RNA. Its product is annotated as S-type anion channel SLAH2-like. The transcript has 2 exons. Gene Ontology annotation, cellular component: membrane. Lineage: Eukaryota; Viridiplantae; Streptophyta; Magnoliopsida; Poales; Poaceae. Bases 54 to 1805 code for a protein of 583 amino acids. Gene Ontology annotation, molecular function: voltage-gated monoatomic anion channel activity. Gene Ontology annotation, biological process: transmembrane transport; intracellular monoatomic ion homeostasis. The record is from RefSeq and is a predicted model, not a curated record.
ACUACCCCUCCUGCCAGAGUUGGGUUUACCACACGGCUUGUUGGCUUGUUGCCAUGGCGUGCAGGGAGACCGGCAUCAGCAGAAUACGGACCGGCACUAGCGGCGGCAUGACGAAGGAUGCCGCCGUGGCGGUUCACGGCGAGCCUACGCGGGGGAACACGCCGUUGUCCGUCUCCUUCAGCAUGCCGGGCUCGCCGUCCGGGCUCCACCUCGCGCAGGCGCGACACCGCAUGCUGCCGUCCGCCCACGCCAGCAUCGCCGAGGUGCACGCCACUCCGGUGCUGCCAAGCGAGUCAGAGGCCGAGGGUCGCCAUCCCGUCGUGCCGCAGCUCCUGAAGCACCCGCAGGCGUCGGUGGUGAUCGAAAGUGCCGGAGAGGGGCCGCGGAGCAACAGCACGCGCGAGCUGGACCGCCAAUUCGACCAGUUCAGGACCUUCUCCGGCCGGCUCAACCGCCAGAUCUCCAACCUCCGUGGCCUGCCUCAGGACCCGACGGGGACCGACGUCGAGCACGGUGCAGUGUCCAAGCUCUUGGAGGAGGACACCGACGUCCCCACCGCCGACCGCUACUUCGCCGCCCUCGAAGGACCCGAGUUCGACACCCUUCGUUCAACAGAGGUGGCGGUGCUGCCCAAGGACAAGCCAUGGCCGUUCCUUCUCCGAUUCCCGAUUACCGCAUUUGGGAUGUGCCUUGGCGUGAGCAGCCAGGCGAUGCUAUGGAAGACGCUUCAGUCGGAGCCCUCCACGGCAUUCCUCCACGUACACCCUGCCGUCAACCACGUCCUCUGGUGGGUCUCCGUCGCCCUCACCGGCAUCGUCUCCAUCACCUACCUCCUCAAGGUCGUCUUCUACUUCGAGGCCGUCCGCCGCGAGUUUCACCAUCCUGUGCGCGUCAACUUCUUCUUCGCGCCCUGGAUCGUCUGCCUAUUCCUUGUCAAGGGCGUGCCGCAUCCGGUGUGGAAGAUCCACCAUGUCGUCUGGUACGUUCUCAUGGCGCCAAUCCUCUGGCUCGACCUCAAGAUCUAUGGCCAGUGGAUGUCCAGUGGCGAGCGGCGCCUCUCCAGGGUGGCCAACCCAUCCAACCACCUUGCCAUCGUUGGCAACUUCGUCGGCGCUCUACUCGGCGCCAGGAUGGGCCUCAGGGAGCUGCCAAUCUUCUUCUUUGCCGUCGGGUUGGCCCACUACAUUGUGCUCUUCGUCACCCUCUAUCAACGGCUCCCCACCAAUGUACAACUCCCCAAGGAUCUCCACCCGGUCUUCUUUCUUUUUGUCGCCGCGCCUAGCGUCGCAUCCAUGGCCUGGACAAGGAUCUCCGGUGAGUUCAACGAUGGUGCCAAGCUCCUUUACUACAUCUCGCUCUUCCUCUUCAUGUCACUCGUGGCACGGAUCAACCUCUUCCGAGGGUUUAGGUUCUCGCUGGCAUGGUGGGCGUACACAUUCCCGAUGACGAGUGUGGCCCUGGCGACGGUAUUGUAUGCAUCAGAGGUGGACAACUUGGUGACGCGGGCAAUGGCACUGGGCCUUUCAGGGAUUGCCGUCAUGACCGUCAUCGCAAUGCUGGCCACCACCAUGUACCAUGCCUUUGUUUGCGGAGACCUCUUCCCCAACGACGUCUCCAUCGCCAUCACAAAGCAGAGACCUAAAUUCAGCAAGAUUCUCACGCACCUUCAGACGUCCGGCUCCGAUAUCAAGGAGCUCGUUCUCUCCAUCCCCAAUUUCAGUUCAAAUUCCAAGCAUGGCGUCUACUCUGACGACUCCGACUCCAAUGCUAGGACGAGCAACGACGACUCGGUGAGGGUCCGAUGACUCACAUGCAUGGAAGAGAAUAAUGGCGUUAGAUGGUGCCACAACACGUUGUGUUCAGGGAAUGCACGCACAUCUGGCUUAGAUUGAUGAGUACAAACUCAUUUGUACAUAACGCUUUCUCUCUGUUUGUUUAAAUAUCACAAUUUGCCAAUUUUGCUGCACACAGCGGCGAUUGGCGGCAAUAACCUCGAGCAAUGUGAUAUGAUUGUGGGAAUUAACUGUUGGGUUUGUAAAGUUAAUGGUUAUAUCUAAGUUUGU